UUAAAUGGAGUGAAAGUUGGUUCAGAAAUCCCUCACAUGUUCCUCAGCUGCACAAAAGCAUCAACACAAACUUCACAUGACAGCCAGUAGAACUACAUUGAUUUGAUGUUUGUUCCUUUCAGACUCUGUUGAGCGGAGUUUGAUUCACCCAAUAAUUUCAUUUCAUCAAAGUUCAAUUAUUGCUUUUAAAAAGAACGUUCUCAAUCUGGCUUGUAGGAGGAGCUGCUGAGCUCGGCUCCUCAUAGGUCCGCAGCUCACACAUAAAAAGCGACGCUCCGCAGCUCGCGCUCACAUUCGUCUUUGUGUUUCCACAGAAGAAGAAAACAAAAUGAGCGGAAGAGGAAAAGGAGGCAAAGGUCUCGGUAAAGGAGGCGCCAAGCGGCACCGUAAAGUUCUCCGCGAUAACAUCCAGGGAAUCACCAAGCCCGCUAUCCGCCGUCUGGCUCGCCGCGGGGGAGUCAAGCGGAUCUCCGGUCUCAUCUACGAGGAGACCCGCGGUGUGCUCAAGGUCUUCCUGGAGAACGUCAUCCGUGACGCCGUCACGUACACCGAGCACGCCAAGAGGAAGACCGUCACCGCCAUGGACGUGGUGUACGCUCUGAAGAGGCAGGGCCGCACUCUGUACGGCUUCGGGGGUUAAACCGACAACUUUGCUCACUCGACCAAACAAAGGCCCUUUUCAGGGCCAAACACUGAUCGGCUCAUGAGCUGAAUUUCUGUCAAAUCUUAACAAGGUACUACAGAUUUUUGGAAAACUGAUUGUAAGAAGCAUUGCUCCUUAAAGUGUUUUCUGAUUAUUUAUUUUAUUUUUUUUACAUUUAUUUAUCAAUUUUCUUUGCUUGUGUCUUGCUACUUGACACACAACCCAGGCAGCAGAGCGCCUUCCUCUCCGCUUCUGUUAUGAUUUGCAUAUUCACUCCAAAAAUUAUUUUACUAUUGAAACGGCUUGUAACGGAUAGUAAACUAUUUAAAAUAAAUUGCCCAAAUAAUUUAAGAAGCAGGUUGAGACAAUAGAUUUAUGAAAAUGUUUACAUGUAAAUAAUCGUCCGAGCUUAGAUCUCAUUUCAGACAGACGUGGUGGCAUCAGGUUAGAUCAUGAAGAGAAAGUUUGGAAACAAAAGCCGUCAGUUUUCCAGAGAGAUAAAAUGUUUUAUUGUCGCUUCAGGAAGGAGUUUGAUUUGCUGCUUCAGCGUAAAGAAAACGUUUUGCCAUCGCUAACAGAAAAGAAUAUUAUUUUGUUCUGUCUGUUUCAGUUUAAUUUAAAAAAUUUGUAAAUAUUUUCCUGAUCUUAAACCGGAAACUCAGCAUACAAGCUGGUUAUUAUUUAUCCUAUCAGGAAACAGAAGUGUGUAAUUUACUUUUGAUAUGUAGAUUUUAUUUUUAUUUGUCUGCAGAUAAAGACAACCUUAAUAUUUAUAAUGUGAAAGACAUAAAUGUGAUCAACUUAACAGAAGUCAGAAACCAGCUACAGAUGUGUGGUAACUG
Molecule: messenger RNA, 1485 nt
Organism: Xiphophorus hellerii (green swordtail)
Lineage: Eukaryota; Metazoa; Chordata; Actinopteri; Cyprinodontiformes; Poeciliidae
Product: histone H4
Exons: 1
Coding region: 329-640 (103 amino acids)
Cellular component (GO): nucleosome
Molecular function (GO): DNA binding; structural constituent of chromatin; protein heterodimerization activity
Source: RefSeq, a predicted model, not a curated record